CCCGCCGCAGCCAGCCCGCCGCGUACCGCCUGCUGCUCCGCGCACCGCCGUCCGCCAGCCCGGGAUGAGCGCGUCCCAGGCUGCCGUAGAAGAGGCGCCGCACAGCGGGCGCUCGGUCAAGGUGGUCCUGGUGGGCGACGGGGGCUGCGGGAAGACGUCACUGAUGAUGGUCUUCGCCAAAGGGGCCUUCCCAGAGAGCUACAGUCCCACAGUGUUUGAGCGCUAUUACGCCACUCUGCAGAGGAAGGGUAAACCUGUGCACCUCCAAAUCUGGGACACAGCUGGGCAAGAUGACUAUGACCGCCUUCGGCCCUUGUUCUAUCCUGAUGCCAAUGUCUUGCUCCUCUGCUUCGAUGUGACCAAUCCAAACAGCUUUGACAACGUCUCCAACCGGUGGUACCCAGAGGUGACACAUUUCUGCAAGGGAGUGCCCAUUAUUGUUGUGGGCUGCAAGAUAGACCUGCGUAAGGACAAGGUGCUGGUGAACAAUCUUCGGAAGAAAAGACUGGAGCCUGUGACCUACCAUAGGGUAGGUAGGAAGCUAGCCCUGGGGGAGAGUCAUUUGGAGAGGGAUAAUUCUCUACAGUGCCAUGUGUGUCACACACUGGGGGUCUUGGAGGAUGUCAGCAGUCAGGAAGGGUCAGCACUUGGAAGCAGAACCCAGAAUACUCAAGGAGGUUCUGACAGGACAGAUAGGUAAUAUGUAUAGCACAAAUGAGACCCCUGGGGUCCAUGUUAUUUGGUUUUAUACCCUUCUCUGCAACACAGAUUAUUUGCCCACUGAAGGUGCCCUAGAAAAGCCCCACUUCCCACUAUUUUCCUCAAGACUCCUGGCAUUGCCAAAAGGGCUGCAGCAAGACCAAAUGUGAGUUUCACUCUGCAUCCCAAAUUCAUAGUAGCUCCUACUGCUCUUUGGCAGGGCCACGAUAUGGCAAGGUCUGUGGGAGCAGUGGCCUAUCUUGAGUGUUCAGCUCGGCUCCAUGACAACGUGGAAGCCGUUUUCCAAGAAGCAGCAGAAGUGGCUCUCAGCAGUCGCAGACAUAACUUUUGGCGGCGGAUUGCUCAGAAUUGUUGCGUGGCCACCUGACUGGUUUGGAACCCAUCUUGCCUUCCCGUUAACUCAGCUGGAGAAAGACCCAGGAGCAGAACUUCUACUCUGUUGACUGGGAUGGACCUAAUCCCCAGGCUGAGCUGGUAGAACCACACAUCCACCCACAGAUGGGCUCCACUGAGGCCUGGCCCCUGGACCGAGGAAUCCUGGAUUGAAGAAGAGGGUUCCCAGACCCUUAGCUCUGGAACCAUUAAUAGACUCCUGUGCCCAAUCCUGGACCUGCGUCCUGAGCGGGGGUCUGUGCGGUCUGAUUUGGCGCCACCUUGUGGCUAUUCUGUUGAGUUAUAUCUACAGGACCUAGGGUUCCCGAGACCAUCCUACCCGGGCUAAUACCCUGCCCUGUCCGUGAUCAUCCUAUUCAUCCCAUUGCUAAGUGUAACAACUAAAAUGGCGUCGCUUGC
Messenger RNA from Mus pahari (shrew mouse), 1512 nucleotides. RefSeq names its product ras homolog family member D (gene Rhod). NCBI's taxonomy places the organism in Eukaryota, Metazoa, Chordata, Mammalia, Rodentia, Muridae. The transcript is spliced from 4 exons. The record is from RefSeq and is a predicted model, not a curated record. The coding region runs from base 65 to 700 and encodes 211 amino acids. Gene Ontology annotation, molecular function: GTPase activity; GTP binding. Gene Ontology annotation, biological process: small GTPase-mediated signal transduction; cell migration.